Messenger RNA from Mastomys coucha (southern multimammate mouse), 2574 nucleotides. Its product is annotated as UDP-glucuronosyltransferase 2A1. The record is from RefSeq and is a predicted model, not a curated record. NCBI's taxonomy places the organism in Eukaryota, Metazoa, Chordata, Mammalia, Rodentia, Muridae. The coding region runs from base 86 to 1669 and encodes 527 amino acids. Gene Ontology annotation, molecular function: UDP-glycosyltransferase activity. The transcript has 7 exons.
GAGUCCUGCUGACACUGCUGUGAAGACUGGGAAAGUAGAGAAUUUUGUUUGUUCAGCAUUUUAAGAAGUCUACAUCAAACCAGUCAUGUUGAAGAACAUUCUACUGUGGUCUCUUCAGAUAAGUCUCCUAGGAAUGAGUCUUGGCGGGAACGUUCUCAUCUGGCCAAUGGAAGGCAGUCACUGGCUAAAUGUUAAGAUCAUAAUAGACGAACUCCUAAGGAAAGAGCAUAAUGUGACUGUCCUUGUUGCAUCCGGGGCACUUUUCAUCACACCAUCCAUUAGCCCAUCUCUGACCUUCGAAAUAUAUCCAGUGCCCUUUGGCAAGGAAAAAAUCGAAAGUGUGAUCAAGGACUUUGUUUUGACAUGGCUGGAAAACAGGCCAUCUCCUUCAACUAUCUGGACUUUCUAUAAGGAAAUGGCCAAAGUCAUUGAGGAGUUCCACUUGGUGUCCAGAGGGAUCUGUGAUGGCGUUCUUAAGAAUGAAAAGCUGAUGGCCAAGCUGAAGAAAGGAGAGUUUGAAGUCCUGUUAUCAGACCCUGUAUUUCCAUGUGGUGAUAUCGUGGCUUUAAAACUGGGAAUUCCAUUUAUCUAUUCCUUGCGGUUUUCUCCUGCCUCCACAGUAGAAAAGCACUGUGGAAAGGUCCCAUUUCCUCCUUCCUAUGUUCCUGCAAUUUUGUCAGAACUCACAGACCAGAUGUCCUUCACUGACCGAGUACGGAACUUCAUCUCCUACCGAAUGCAGGACUACAUGUUUGAAACUCUUUGGAAGCAGUGGGAUUCCUAUUAUAGUAAAGCUUUAGGAAGACCCACCACACUGUGUGAGACUAUGGGGAAAGCUGAGAUUUGGCUAAUGCGAACAUAUUGGGAUUUUGAAUUUCCUCGUCCAUAUUUACCAAAUUUUGAGUUUGUGGGAGGACUGCACUGCAAACCUGCCAAGCCUUUACCUAAGGAAAUGGAAGAAUUUGUCCAGACUUCAGGAGAACAUGGUAUUGUAGUGUUUUCUCUGGGGUCAAUGGUCAAAAACCUGACAGAUGAAAAGGCCAAUCUCAUUGCCUCAGCACUCGCCCAGAUUCCUCAGAAGGUUUUGUGGCGAUACAAAGGAAAGAUACCAACCACAUUAGGAUCCAAUACUAGACUGUUUGAUUGGAUUCCUCAGAAUGAUCUGCUUGGACAUCCCAAAACCAGAGCUUUUAUCACCCAUGGUGGAACAAAUGGAAUCUAUGAGGCCAUUUACCAUGGUAUCCCUAUGGUGGGAGUCCCCAUGUUCGCUGAUCAGCCUGACAAUAUUGCUCACAUGAAGGCCAAAGGAGCAGCCGUGGAGGUGAACAUGAACACUAUGACAAGUUCAGAUCUGCUCAAUGCUGUGAGAACAGUCAUUAACGAACCAUCUUAUAAAGAAAAUGCCAUGAGACUAUCAAGAAUUCACCAUGACCAGCCAGUGAAGCCCCUGGACAGAGCAGUCUUUUGGAUUGAGUUUGUCAUGCGUCAUAAAGGAGCCAAGCACCUUCGUGUGGCAGCCCAUGACCUCAGCUGGUUUCAGUACCACUCUCUGGAUGUGAUUGGGUUCCUACUGACCUGCAUGGCAUCUGCUAUGUUAUUGGUUGCAAAAUGUUGUUUGUUUAUAUUUCAAAAAAUUGGUAAGACAGGAAAAAAGAAAAAGAGAGAUUAGAUGAAGGUAAAGACACGUCAGGUCUCUGGGUUUGGUGAAGUACAGAAUGGAAUAGCAAUAGUACUUAGAAGUCCAGGGAGCUGCCAGUCACCCAUCCUCAUCCCAUUUUCAAACUUGCCACUCCUGAUUUAGCCUGCAGGUAAAUUGUAGGAUGCAACAUAGUCACACUUUCCUGAAGGAAUCUCAUCUUUCCUUCACUAUUUCAAUAACUGUCCUAGAAUUAUUUUAGCUUCCUGGCACAGGGGCACUAUUAAUUUAAAUAUGUUCUUUCCCGAAUGUCAUUUAAAUUUAAAUGAGAAAAUAACUGAUAGCAUUCUUAAUCUUUGAGAAGGCACACAGGGUAUACUGAGUUUUAUUUAAGGAUCACACGAAGGUCACUUAGAGUCCUCCUGGAGCACACAAACAGAGCUCUGAUCACAGGGAUUAGUAUAGUAUGAGAAGAUUCAUUAUUUUUUUCUAAAUAAAAGCCAACUCUUGUGUUUCUCUGAUGUCACAGGCAUUAGAGGAUCAGUUCAGAACUGCGACACCAUAUUAUAGUAGAAAAAUCCAUAAAUAUUGUUAGAAUAUUUAAACUGUGAUGGUCUAUUUUCCCGCUUUUCCCUAAAAUAUUUAUCUGUGUGCUCACUCUCCAGUCAAAUGUUUUAGAUACUUUUUUCAAAAAAAGAAGGCAUGAACUGAGCACCAUUUUUUCCUCAGAUUACCAUUACUAGCAACGUUUGAAAGUUAUUCCUAGAAAAAGCAAAUAUUGAAAUAUUGUAAGAGUUUCUUAAAUUUUAAAUGACUGUUCUUUGGCUCUGUGUUAAUCUAUUAUAUUUAAAAAUUGUGUAGUUCUUACUGUAUAAUCACUAUUUAUAAUGAAAUAUUUAAUUUUCUGCUAAAAUAAAUACUUACAUUGUGAUUGCUGU